GCCAUUUUUCUGGGCAUGAUACCCCGUACCCAUUUGUCCCUGAUUUAUCCCCCGCGGUUCCUACAGUUUGUUCGCUACUUCCCGUCUUCCCGCUGUCAUCGUCUAAAUUCCCACACAUUCAAGGCUCCGCCGGUUUUAGCCUGCAAGUACGUGGCGGCAAACUUCCCUUCCUUCCCCUUCUCUCCUGAGAUUCCUAGAUUGCUCAUUCUCUUCUCUCUUUCCGCCAUGGAUCCAAACCCUAAGCGCUUCCCCAUCCUCUCUUAUGUCAUGUCACAUCUACCCUCCACCGUCGGCCAAUUCCCCGAACACGACAUAGAGGCCCCCAAUCCGUCGUCGUCGUCGUCCUCCCCAACUUCACUGCAUCCCUUCGAGAUGGAGUUGGUUGAGCGGAUGCCCCAUCUCCGGCAUCCCGAUCUGCUUGCUUCCAUGGUCCGCGCUGUCUCCGACGUCGCCCAGACCCGUUCCAUUCUCCAAGCCCUCGGGGAACGUCCCGAUCACGAAACCCUCGACGGUGCGCGCUCGCAUAUCGCCGAUAUUGACGCUGCACUCACCCGCCAGCUGGAAGGUAUCGUGCCUGCCGGCUCUGAUCUCGUAGAGAGGGAGAAGGAAUGCCGGGUCAAGGCCGACGCGCAGAAGUUGCCUUACAUUGCCGUCCUCAAGCUCGACGAGAUGCACGGGGCUUAUGAGAAGUUGCUGAAGGAGGCUGAGGAGAGGCUUGAGAAAAUAUACGUUUCGUCUUCUGACAGUAGUGUUCCGAUGAGGCAGGAGGAUGAGGAAGAGGGCGAGCAAUUGAACGAGAAUGUUGUUGCGAUCUUGCAAGAAGCGUCGGUUAAGUGCAUGGAUAGGGUGGAGCUCUCCGGGCAACGGCUUAGGUUUCUUCCUGAGGCCUUUGGAAGGUUGCAUGGAUUGGUUUUUCUCGACGUCUCCAACAACCAGUUAGAGGCCAUACCAGAUGCAAUAGCAGGGCUGGAACAAUUACAGGGGCUUCAUCUUUCCUCCAAUCUUUUGGUGUCAUUGCCUGAUUCCAUUGGGCUGCUGCUUAAUCUGAAGAUUCUCGAUGUGUCCAAUAAUAAGUUGAAGGCUUUUCCUGAUAGCAUCUCACAUUGCAGAUCUCUUGUUGAGCUGAAUGCAAGCUACAACGAGCUUGCCUAUUUGCCAACAAACAUUGGCUAUGAACUAGUAAAUCUGCAGAAGCUAUGGAUUUCUCUUAAUAAGCUCCGUUCUCUCCCUACAUCUAUUUGUGAGAUGAGGUCUUUGCGCCUUCUGGACGCACACUUCAAUGAGCUCCAUGGACUGCCCUACGCUAUAGGAAAGUUGAUAAAUCUCGAAAUUCUUGACUUGAGCAGCAACUUCAGUGACCUGAAGGAACUCCCACCCACAUUUGGUGAUCUUAUUAAUCUCAUGGAACUUGAUAUCAGCAACAAUCAAAUUCAUGCUCUGCCCGAUUCAUUUGGCCGCCUCGAUAAGCUGUCCAAACUUAACUUGGACCAGAACCCAUUAGUCAUUCCACCAAUGGAGAUAGCGAACCAAGGAGUAGAAGCUGUCAAGCUCUACAUGUCUAAGAGAUGGCUCGAAAUACUAUUAGAGGAAGAGAGGAAGAGCCAGAUGAUAGAAAACCCCCAAGAACAGACUGGUUGGCUGAGUCGUAGCACCUCUUGGCUAAGCAAUUUUGUUACUGGAGUUUCUGGGACUGUUGCAGAAUAUAUUGGAGCCGGAGAGAAGUCUUACAGGGAUCCAUGUCUUGAUCAACAGUUGUAAUCUAGUAACCUUCAAUACAUGGUUCAGUAUUCAGUCUGCUGCCUAGCAUGUACAGUUUAUCUCCUCGUGUUUGCUUUCAUUUCAGGGUUGUGAUCUUUCAUAUUUGUUUGGAGGAACUGAAAUUUGGUUAAGAUUUGUCCUUUACUAGUCCUUGUUUGUUGUCCAUGUAGAAAUUAAUUAGUUUGAUAUGAUUUGCCAUCUCAAUUUUGGUUCUCAAUUGUGUUCUGUAUGAAUUCAACGGUUAUGAGAUAAUUGUUGCCAUUUCAGCUGUCAAAUAUAUGGUAUAAUUGAUACAAA
Dendrobium catenatum is the source of this 2055-nucleotide messenger RNA. RefSeq names its product plant intracellular Ras-group-related LRR protein 3. The transcript is spliced from 3 exons. NCBI's taxonomy places the organism in Eukaryota, Viridiplantae, Streptophyta, Magnoliopsida, Asparagales, Orchidaceae. Gene Ontology annotation, molecular function: protein binding. The record is from RefSeq and is a predicted model, not a curated record. The coding region runs from base 16 to 1758 and encodes 580 amino acids.